AUGUCCACUACACCAGAAGCCGCGGUCGCUGCCACGAUGUCUCUUCGCUGGGCGAAGUGUGGCGAUGUGUACUACGCCGCCCUGCUGGUGCCGAAUGAGGAGGCGCCCAUUCCAGUGGAGAGCGGCCACGCCUUCGUGAUAUUUCUCGGCGACGAGACGGGGGCCGCCCUCCCGCUGGCCGAUAUUGAGCCCUACAACCCGCACGAUAUCACCCGCACCAGUCAUCCAGAGGCCGCCGCGGGGGUGUUGAUUGCCCAGCAACUCAUUGCAGGAGCAGAGGCAGCAGCAGCAGCAGCAGCAGGAGAAGGAGAAGGAGGAGAACAAGAGCAACAAAAUGAGGAAGAAGAAGAAUGGGUAAAGGGAAUGAUGGCGCAAAGAGAUCAUUCGCAAUCCCUACAUGAAGGGAGUCAAGGUAAGAAGAAAGAAAAGAAGAGUAAAUCCAAAAAGGAUAAACAUGCUGAUAAGAAUGAUGGAAAAGAUGAGGAAAGAGAAGAGUUAAUGACGCGAAGGUUACGACAAAAGAAAGGAAGGCGUCAUGACAGUGAAGAAGAGGAAGAUAAUGAAGAAGAGGAUGCAUUAUUGCUUCCAAAUGCUGGUAGUAAACGGUCCCGUCGUGAAAGAGAAGAAGAACCUGAAGAAGAAGAAGAGGAAGAUGAUGAUGAUGAUACUAAUACUAAUUCCACGAGUAGUAGUGAAAUAUCUAGUGAAGGACGGGAUCAGCAAAACCGUUGGGACGAAAUGGCAGAAGAUCUUAAUAUCACUUCACCAUCACGAAUGAAUGGUAGAACCAGAGGGAGUACAAACAACAACAAUAAAAGAUCUACUGGUUCAACCUCUGCUGCUACCGCUAGUCAACAAAUAGCUUUAUAUGGUAGUACUAAUGUAACUCCAUUCCUAGCGGAGAUUCAUCAUCAUUACCUAAAAGCCAUAGUGGAAGCAUCUGAAAGUGAUCGUCUUGUGAGUAUUCAAGAAUGUGAUCUUGUACGUGCAGUAGAACAGGAAUUACGCUCAUGGAGUGCAGAAGUGGGAUACCUUGAACAACUAUUACAAGAUGUAGAGCAUGAGUAUAAUUCUCUUGUUUCGCAAACAUCGCAGAAUGACAGUAAUAAUGUUGCCACAGUAGAAGAAGAAGCAGCCGCUAUUCGUAAUCGUUUAAGUCGUCUAAAGUCUUCUUUUAGUUUGGAACGUCUUGUACGAGAACAUUUACAUUUACGGGAGAAACCAGCAGAAAGACGAGAACGUAAACGUCCAGUUCAUUCCUCUUCUUCUGCUGCUGCUGUUGGUACAACGGCAUUCAUAGAUCCAUCUAUGGCGUAUCUUCUGGAUACAAAGGCGGCUGCGGCGGUACCGCGUGAGUUAACGCAUACGUUAGCGCAGCGCUACAGAGAACAACGUAUACGACGUGAACGUUUAUUAUCAUCUCAACAAGGACUUGGUAAAACAGGAUUUACAGCGCCUGUAUCUCAAGUAAUGGAGAAGUGGCGUCGUUCACGUGAGUUAAUGUUAAUUGAUCCUUGCCGUGCCUCACAACCCGUUUCUCGUCGAUACUCGGAGAGUCUUGCCAAAGUGGAACGACAUGCAUUAAAGUGUCUUUCAGCGUAUUCAAAUUCUGCUACUGGUGCUGCUGGUCGACAUAGUGUGGAUGGAUUACGUUCUGCAUAUCAACAACAACAACAACAGCAACAACUGCCGUUUAAAGCACCGUCGAAAUUGUAUAACUUUAAUGAUCUCAACGAGGGAGAGACACAGUUAGCCACAACGCCAAUGUAUCAAGCCAGCAGCAGUCAUCCAUAUAUGCCAAAUAAUGGAAUGCAUGAUGAUAAUAAUAAUAAUAAUGAUGAUGGAGAUGGAAAUGAUGAGGGACAAAAUACCUUUCAUGUUCCACUUAUUUCUCCUCUUCGCACCAGUUUUGAUCCACGUGCGACCUUUGUAGUGGAUCCUGCUGAAAUUAUGCAUGAGAAGACCAUAGCGGAGCAAUUAGCUAUGAAAAGUAUGCAGUACAGUCAGAGUAUCUUUCUUCCCUCAGAGGAAACAGCAUGGGAGGGUAGUGAAGCCUAUGAUGCUGUAGAGAGAAAACAACGAACCGCUACUGGAAGAAGAUCCAUCUCUCGUGCCUCUUCUCGAGCAUCUUCUGUGGUUUCAGAUAAUACCAGCGGUUAUAACAGUGCGAAUUACGGUAAUUCUAAUAAAGCUAUUAUCAGUAAUGGUGGAAAGAAGAGUGAGACGGAGCGUAAACCUCGUAGUGAUUGGCGUGCCUCUGCAAAGCGUACUAUUCUGGAACAAUUAACAUUAUAUUUACGUGGUAGAAGAGGUAAACCGGCGGUAUUGAAUAAAGAUCAAUUUCAAUUUAUUGCUAAGAAAUUAUUAGAUCGUGCUGUACGGAGUGAGUCGGAACGUACAGGUCUCUCCAUGUCUCUACAGGCAAAUAAUGCCAAUACCCCUUUUACCAAAGAUAUUGAAUUACGUCUACGUAAGUCUGUGGAUAAUUAUAUUCAACGACACUUUGCAGCAGCCCGCACUCCAGCCCAGCAACAACAAUAUGAACAACAACAAGGCAGAAGUGCAGAUAGGACGGCAGCGACAUCUAUGGAACGAACAACUUCUGUUCGUCGUGGGGCUUUACAACGGGCGGAUGAUGAUGAUGAGACCCGGUCUGUGAUGGGAGCCCAUCCACACACCACAGACUCUCCCGUCUACGAUGAUUUAUAA
Molecule: messenger RNA, 2709 nt
Organism: Trypanosoma theileri
Lineage: Eukaryota; Euglenozoa; Kinetoplastea; Trypanosomatida; Trypanosomatidae
Exons: 1
Coding region: 1-2709 (902 amino acids)
Source: RefSeq, a predicted model, not a curated record